Photinus pyralis (common eastern firefly) is the source of this 1489-nucleotide messenger RNA. Its product is annotated as facilitated trehalose transporter Tret1-like. Gene Ontology annotation, cellular component: membrane. The record is from RefSeq and is a predicted model, not a curated record. NCBI's taxonomy places the organism in Eukaryota, Metazoa, Arthropoda, Insecta, Coleoptera, Lampyridae. The transcript has 2 exons. Bases 6 to 1439 code for a protein of 477 amino acids. Gene Ontology annotation, molecular function: transmembrane transporter activity. Gene Ontology annotation, biological process: transmembrane transport.
GUUCCAUGGAAAUGUUCAAAAAAGUGGAAAUAUCGGGGAGGGUUUGCCAGGUCUUCGCCGUCAUUACAGGCACGCUGACGGUUAUAGCGGAUGGAAUGCAUUAUGGCUGGACUUCGCCAAUUAUACCGUUGUUGGAGGCAUCGCCAAAUUCAUUUGUACAUGAGUCGGACGUGGUAUGGAUCGAAAAUUGCCUAAUGUUUGGAGGAGUGGCAGGUUUGUUCAUAACAAUGUGCCUCUUGGAUAAGAUAGGGCGGAAGGCAACGAUGUUAACAGCGGCCGUAGAAAACAUGAUCGCAUGGAUUUUAAUUGCGACUUCGUCAUCAGCAGAAGUGCUUUUCGUGGCACGUUUCAUCGCAGGAAUUGCUGCAGACGUCAAUUUUGUGGCCGCCCCAGUUUACAUCGCCGAAAUUGCCGAUAAGAAAAUACGCGGCCGAUUGAGUUCACUCAUUAACAUCUUCGGUCUGCUAGGACUUGUGCUGAUUUAUGCCGUCGGACCGUACGUGUCAGUGGGGAUAUCAAGCGUAAUUGGAAUGGGCUUCCUAGCCGUUGAGAUCAUUACCUUCUCCACAAUGCCAGAAAGUCCUCACUACUAUCUAAUGCGAAAUAAUCCCGAAGCCGCUCGUAGGUCUUUAAAGGUAUUUCGGAACGUCAAUGUGGAUGGAGAGUUGAAAAUGCUAAAGGAAAUUGUAGAAAAGGAAAACGAAAACAGAGGUCGUCCCCUUGAUUUACUGAGGGUUAAGAGUAAUAGAAAGGCUUUUGGUAUAAUGGCAGUUCUAAAUAUUUCGCAACAUUUCACUGGACUAAGCGUUAUGCUCAUGAAUAUGCACAUAAUUCUAGGAGAGGCAGGUUUGAGCGUGGACGCAAACAUGACUGCGAUCGAAUUUGGGCUGGUUAUGGUGGCGGCUUCAAUCGUAUCGACGUUUCUAAUCGAUUUAGUCGGAAGAAAAGUGCUUCUAUCCAUUUCCAGUUUUUGUACAGCAGCCUCUCUGCUUGUCCUGGGCGCCUACUUCUCUGUUAAACACAAAGGGGGUGACACAAGUGAAUACUCCUGGGUUCCGGUAGCGUGCCUGAUGAUAUACGCAGUUACCCAUAAGAUUGGUCUUAGUUUUGUGCCAAUUGUGGUCACUGCCGAAUUAUUUCCUACGAACAUUAAGGCUGUUGGUUGUACGGUGGCCGAUUCAAUAUUCGUGAUUUCGAGUGCCAUUACAAUUUUCGUCUUUCACGCUCUGUAUCGCAAUUUUGGUAUGCACGUGCCAUUUUUCAUGUUCGCCGGCUUUGCGGUCCUAGUCGGUUUAUUUGCGAUAUUCCUCAUGCCGGAAACCAAGGGGAAAACGCUGGAGGAGAUUCAGGAAAUACUCAGAGGUGAAGAGAAUGAGCACGUUUUCCGCGUUGAAACGACGCUCUUAUUGUCCGCAAGUGAGGAGGCCUGUGACGAGUAGUGUUAAGCGUUCGGGAUGCAGGCGGAUUAAUAAAGUGUUAAUGUGCUCCA